This is a messenger RNA of Brugia malayi, 408 nucleotides long. RefSeq lists its product as uncharacterized. Bases 1 to 408 code for a protein of 135 amino acids. NCBI's taxonomy places the organism in Eukaryota, Metazoa, Nematoda, Chromadorea, Rhabditida, Onchocercidae. The record is from RefSeq and is a predicted model, not a curated record. The transcript has 4 exons.
AUGAUUCGAACUUUAGGUUUGGAUGUGCAAUUGAAUUAUAUUGAAAAUGGUUUUGUCAAUUUAUAUUCUGUUAAAUUUCCUUAUCGAAUUAACAGUAGCAUUUCUUAUGUGCAAUUUUCAUGGAAUACAAAAGUUGUUAAUCGAUCGGUGCAUUAUACAAUACGAAUAAUAACAUAUGACAAUAGUGUGACACCAUUACUUCGAAUACCGUCCACUGGAAAAGUUCCAUUAAAAAUAGAAACAUUUAACAUUGAAUAUCGAUGUGUAGGAAUUAAAACUGGCAAAUUCGAUAUUCAGGUUAAUUUCAUUUUUGAUUGGCCUUCCAGUACGAAUCAAACAAAAGUUUCAUUAAAACAUGAAAAACUCUGUUUGGCUCAAACAUUACGUGGUACUUACGUCGGUAAGUAA